Molecule: messenger RNA, 1651 nt
Organism: Eutrema salsugineum
Lineage: Eukaryota; Viridiplantae; Streptophyta; Magnoliopsida; Brassicales; Brassicaceae
Product: triose phosphate/phosphate translocator TPT, chloroplastic
Exons: 12
Coding region: 117-1340 (407 amino acids)
Biological process (GO): transmembrane transport
Cellular component (GO): Golgi apparatus; membrane
Molecular function (GO): antiporter activity
Source: RefSeq, a predicted model, not a curated record
CAAAAUCAUCGUAGCCGUCCGAUCACCAAGUAUCCACUCUUGAAAUACGCGAAAACCUCAUAUUUCGCUUCCUUCCCUCUCACUGUCACACAAAAAUCAUCUAAAAACCACUGAAGAUGGAGUCACGCGUGCUGCUACGCGCCACCGCAACAGUCGCCGGAAAUCCUCAAUUGAGGCGACCAAUCGGAGCGAUCCACCGUCAAUUCAGCACCGCGACGUCGUCGUUCACGGCUUUCGCUAAACCGAUCGGAGCAAUCGGGGAGGGAGGGAAUCUGAUCUCCGGUCGUCAGCUCCGUCCGAUUCUCCUUCUCGAUAGCUCGCCGGAGAAAAGAGAGAUUCUCAAGCCGGUCAGAGCCGCCGCCGCAGAAGGUGGAGAUUCCGCUGGAGAAACGAAAGUUGGAUUUCUCGGGAAGUAUCCGUGGCUCAUCACCGGUUUCUUCUUCUUCAUGUGGUACUUCUUGAACGUGAUUUUCAACAUUCUUAACAAGAAGAUCUAUAAUUACUUCCCUUAUCCCUAUUUCGUGUCUGUUAUUCACUUGUUCGUUGGAGUUGUCUACUGCUUGGCAAGCUGGUCCGUGGGCCUUCCUAAACGGGCCCCAAUUGACUCGAAACUCCUCAAGGUAUUGAUACCAGUUGCAGUCUGUCACGCCUUAGGCCAUGUCACUAGCAACGUUUCCUUCGCUGCUGUUGCCGUCUCCUUCACUCACACCAUCAAAGCGCUUGAGCCAUUCUUCAAUGCGGCUGCUUCUCAAUUCAUUCUCGGACAAUCCAUCCCCGGAACACUAUGGUUGUCUCUAGCUCCUGUUGUUCUCGGAGUUGCAAUGGCUUCGCUAACCGAGCUAUCGUUCAACUGGCUUGGUUUCAUCAGUGCGAUGAUCUCAAACAUCUCUUUCACUUACCGAAGCAUCUUCUCCAAGAAAGCCAUGACUGAUAUGGACAGUACAAAUGUUUACGCUUACAUCUCCAUCAUCGCUCUCUUCGUCUGCAUUCCUCCUGCCAUCAUCGUUGAAGGGCCUCAACUGUUGAAACACGGUUUCAGCGACGCGAUUGCUAAAGUCGGUAUGACUAAAUUCAUCUCUGAUCUCUUCUGGGUUGGUAUGUUUUACCAUCUCUACAAUCAGUUGGCUACUAAUACAUUGGAGAGGGUCGCACCGCUGACUCACGCGGUUGGAAACGUUCUGAAACGUGUGUUCGUGAUCGGUUUCUCCAUCGUUAUCUUCGGAAACAAGAUAUCGACACAGACAGGUAUAGGAACUGGAAUAGCCAUUGCUGGAGUUGCUAUGUACUCUAUCAUUAAGGCCAAGAUCGAAGAAGAGAAACGGAAAGGAAAGACGGCAUAGAGAACCGGAGGCAGACGGCGGUCGACGGGUGCAUAAACAUUUCCUCCGAUAAAUGUUUUAUAUAAUAAAUAACCAAAAUGCAAUAGUAUGUUGUAUUUGUACCAUCAACCAUUGUUUUCGAGUUUUUCCUCUUUCUUUUUUUCACUUUCAUAAAAGCUAUAUAUAAUUUUUUAUUCUGCUUCUUUUGUUUUUAAUGGAGAACAUUUCCAUUACUUCUGAUAUGCAAUUAUCUUGACGGAUAAAGAGCAUAAUAAUGUAUUUAUUCAAUCUUUUCAUCGUCGUAAAAGAGUAUAAUAAUGUAUUUAUACACC